GUUAGGUGUGCCCCGUUGAAGCGCAGCACAAGCUGGGCGAAGCCGCCGCGGUGGCCGACGAGGGGGUUUGGUAGCCCUCCGUGGUGCAACUGUUGUUUUUGUUGUUUAAUGCGGGUCGUGGCACAAUGCGUGCGGUGUGAAGAAUGUUUUGACUGAAGCUACGGCGUGGCGACGGAAAGCUCUCCUCCCCCCCCACAACCAACUCUUCGCGCCCGAGGAUUUUGUGCCCGGAUCACGCGGAAGAUUCCGCGCCGCCGCCGCUUCGUUCGAAAUCCCUUGCAGCAAGCAACCUCCGUUCGGUCAACUUUUCGUUGUGGUCGUUGCGGCAGUGAGCAACAAGUGCCCAGCCCCUGGAUUUGCGUGCUGCCUGCCGGCGGCCUUGCGUUCUGGUAUGCGGACCCGUGCGGUCGGUCCGUGCUGGGCGGCUGCACGUCGGAUGUGAAACAACGCGAGUGCCUCUGCAGCGAUCGUCACACCGCCUGCUGCAUUCCCCGUUCCGCGUACGCAGGCCUAGGUGACAGGUCUUUCCUGGGGGCAAGUUUGCGAGAGUGUUGGACUUGUCGGAGAGCAGCAGCCAUGUGCAGGAGGCCUUUGUCAUUGCGGUGGAGCAGCAGGCCCGCGAACGGCUGGAGCGUCUGUCGGCGCUGCAGCGCAUCCGGCCGGUCGACAUGACCAAGCUGUCGCAGGAGCUCAACGCGGAGGAGCGUUCUUCCACGCCCUCGUCUCAGCCAGCAGGCUCCAACGGACUGCUGCUGCUUGCCUCCGAGGCCAGCCCCGUCUACGUGGCCUCUGUGCCCCAGCUACAGAGGCUCCAGCGGCACGGCUCAAGAGGCGAUUCGGGUUUUCCCGAGAGCAGUGCACUGACCUCGGCCAACGGGCACGCGGCGCCUGUCGUCGCAGACCAGGAGCUCGAACUGACCCAGCAGCUGCCAGAACCCAUGCUCACCUCACCCAACCCGCCCGUGCCCACACCCCGAAAGUCGCUCUCCCCACCUCCCGGCAUGAAGGGUCCAGCCGAGGUGGAGACAGGGCAGUCGCACCGCGAGAUGGCCGUGGACGUGCCCGAGUCUUUUGUGGCGGUGGCCAAGACUGCGCCGCGCUACCCGCCGCCUCCAAGGCCUCAGGGCUCUCCCCGGCUCAACGGAUCGGCAGCACCGACGGGAGAACAGCUGGAGCGCAUACGAAAGUACCAAGAAGAGCUGCGGAUACGCAAGGAAGAAGAGGAACGGCUAGCGCAGGAGCAGGAGUUCCUGCGGUCGUCACUACGGGGCUCCAAGAAGCUUCGAGCCUUGGAGCAGAAUGCCCCGGAAGGGAUCCUCAACGCUGCCUUUGAGACAGACUCCUUUGGUGCCACUCUGCCUUCGGAUGCCCGCCUCCUGCCUCUCAGCCCACACAAGCCUCCCAGCCGCAUUUAUGAAGCUCACGAGUUGGAGCAGUGCCUCAAGAGGCUGGAGCCCCUGGCGGAGCCGGGCUCACUCUCCUGCGUGGUCAGCCUGUUGAAGGAACCGGGCUUCCAGGGGGCGCUGGCCGUCAGCAACAAUGUCCAGCAGGCCUGGUGCUACCAACGGCCGCCCACCCCCAUCUGCUCCAACGCUCAGGACCUGGCUCAAGAGGUGCUGUCCCUACUGGAAGGCUGUGCUUUGCCCGAGGCAAUGCAGCUGCAAGACUUUUUGAGUCGGCUGGAUGUAGAUGGGUUGUUGCUGAGCCACGAUCGCAUUGCAGCGCGCUGUGGAGCGUCGCCACGGCUCGCCCACUCUCCACCUGGACCCGGGGGCGCCCACGAAGCCCUGGACAGGGCAUCUCAUUAUUCAGAAGACAGCAUCAAGAUUGUCCACAUUGACAAGACUAACGAACCUCUGGGUGCAACUGUGCGCAAUGAAGGGGAAAGUGUCAUAAUCGGACGGAUUGUCAAAGGUGGCGCAGCUGAAAAGAGUGGCUUAUUACACGAGGGCGAUGAAAUCCUGGAAGUGAACGGUAUCGGCAUGCGUGGCAAGUCGGUGAAUGAAGUCUGUGACCUGCUGGCAACAAUGACCGGCACCCUCACAUUCCUGAUAGUGCCAUGUAACCAGGAGACCAUCACGCCUCGCGCCACGGACACCGGCAUGAUCCAUGUCAAGGCCCACUUUGACUACGAGCCAGAAGAAGACCUGUACAUUCCAUGCCGAGAGUUGGGCAUCCCGUUCCAAAAGGGCGACGUGCUGCACGUCAUCAACCGGGACGACCCCAACUGGUGGCAGGCCUACCGCCAGGGCGAGGAAGACCAAACCCUGGCCGGCCUCAUUCCUUCCAAGUCCUUCCAACAGCAGCGUGAAGCUAUGAAACAAGCUCUGGCUGGCGGUGAUGCGGGGUCAAAGGAGAAGACCAAGCGAGGAAAAUUUCUUUGUGCCAAGAAACACCACAAGAAGAAGAAGAAAAAGAGUGGCGGAUCAACUGGUACAUUGGGGGAUGACUCCGAAGUAAACGAGCCAGUGCCAACUUAUGAAGAGGUGUCGCUCUACUACCCCCGUCCCAACUGCAAGCGGCCCGUGGUGCUUGUUGGACCGUCCAACAUAGGCAGGCACGAGCUCCGCCAAAAGCUAAUGGAGGACACAGAACGCUUUGCAGCUGCAGUUCCUCACACCAGCCGGCCGCGAAAGGAUUCGGAGAUAGACGGGGUAGACUACCAUUUCAUUAGCCGGCCCCAAUUUGAAGCCGACAUCCUGGCCGGCAAAUUUGUGGAGCACGGAGAAUACGAGCGUAACUACUACGGUACCAGCCUUGAUGCCAUUCGGAGUGUCGUGAACUCUGGCAAGGUCUGCGUCCUGAACCUUCACCCACAGUCUCUGAAGAUGCUGAAGCACUCUGACCUCAAGCCAUACGUGGUCUUUGUGGCACCGCCAUCUUUGGAGAAACUCCGACAGCACCGCGCCCGCCAGGGCGUCCCCGUGCGAGAGGAGGAGUUGCGGGAGACCAUAGAACGGGCACGACAAAUGGAGGAGACCUACGGCCACUACUUCGACAUGGUCAUUGUCAAUUCGGAUCUGGACCGUGCCUACAGCGAGUUGCUCAAGGAGGUGGCCAUUCUGGAGCGAGAGCCCCAAUGGGUGCCCAGCGUGUGGCUUACAAACCAGGACAGUGCCGCAGGCUCCUAGCCACAGGCCCCACCGUCGGAGACAUCGUGUGCCACCUUGCACGCUCGAGAUCCGAGGAACGCCCACAGUCGCCGAGACAAGGCCUUCAAGCGCCACGACUGGUCAGAGACGACGCAGAACGUUUGUGGUGCCUGAAGCAAUGUGUCACUAAGAACAUACGUGGCGACCUGGCGCCUGCAUCUUGCCACGUGACGACGAUUCUUAAGCAUAAUGCUGGCGACAAGUAUUACGCUUCAGAACCAGUUUUUUUAAAAGAAAUCAUAGACGUGUCUGUGUCGCAGACCAAUCGCGGUGCAUCGAAGCGAUGUUCGGCGACGACUCUUCCGAGGCCAUAUGGACAGUGCCCCCUUCCACACGCGCACGACAGCGCAACAGGCUGACAAGCCUGGUGGCGCAGCUAUGCGGAACUUUUGGAUUGGACGGUGCAGCUUGUAUAUUGUGAGAAUUUAGACACACGAGGCCAUUUUUUAUGUACGAUAUAGGAGCAACUAGAAUGUUUACUACUGCCAGAAAGCGCAGCUCCAGUCUCUCUUUCGGUGGGACGUCGACAGACACUGAGUGACUACCGUUCACCGUGUCCCGCAACCUCACGCCAACAGCGCAGAAGAACGGGAGCUGGGCUGGGCAGUCAGUACAAAUCAGAGUUUGUGAAGCAUUUUGUUUUAUAGGAGAAAAAAAAAUAAGUAACCAUUACAUUGUGCGUACUGUCUUGAGAAUGCCGUAAAAGCUACAGUUCUAACCAGUGUGGGCGAAAUUUCGGAACAGCCAACUUGUGCUAUAAUUUUGAACUGACCAUGCAAGUGUGUGUCUUGUGCAUAGUUUGAACCUAACACUUCCCUGUACCUCCCUGCAGUCAAACAUUGUUAUAGUAAUGAAGUUACAUCCGAUACAAAAGUAUUUCCGUCAUAUCCGAGAUCUGUUAUAAGUACACAUGCUACCAGUGGAAAAAAAGAAUUAGUAAAUUUUAGAUUUACUUCAUUA
This is a messenger RNA of Dermacentor andersoni, 4112 nucleotides long. RefSeq names its product protein PALS1-like. The record is from RefSeq and is a predicted model, not a curated record. Gene Ontology annotation, molecular function: protein binding. NCBI's taxonomy places the organism in Eukaryota, Metazoa, Arthropoda, Arachnida, Ixodida, Ixodidae.